This is a messenger RNA of Coccomyxa subellipsoidea C-169, 1612 nucleotides long. Its product is annotated as trypsin-like serine protease. Gene Ontology annotation, biological process: proteolysis. Bases 164 to 1612 code for a protein of 482 amino acids. The record is from RefSeq and is a predicted model, not a curated record. The transcript is spliced from 10 exons. Lineage: Eukaryota; Viridiplantae; Chlorophyta; Trebouxiophyceae; Coccomyxaceae. Gene Ontology annotation, molecular function: serine-type endopeptidase activity; protein binding.
AACAAAAUAUCUCUUUUUUUGUAAUUACUUGCCUUCGAUCUCAAUUUAGAGCCCUCCCUGAGAGCACUGGUGUGAGGAUCUCAAUCAGUCAUUUUCGGGCCUUGCUGAGAUCGUCCUCUUACACUGGGAUUUGUCGCCCUUGUAUGUUGCAUCAACGCAUAAAAUGAACUUGAAAGGGCUUCCGACAGAAACAGGGCCUCAUCAUCUAAUGACAUGUGGUGCAGUCCGGCUGCAUAUGUUGCGGCAUGCACAGCGUGGCCCAACCAGCAGGAGGUCACGGUCACAAAUUCGGCGUCCAUUCGCAGCAGAACAAGAUGGGGAUAGGGGCCGAAAAUCUGGAAGAAAGGGUUCAGCAUGGGGAAAGGAGGGCAUCGACCAGCACCCUGGAGCCCAGAUCAGAAGCCUAGCAGUCUCUCCAGGGCCACUAUUGACCAGGAGGGAAUUUGCUGCAGCUGUGACGGCCUCAGCGGCUCUGCUAUCCUGUACAGCGCCAAGCAGGGCGGCACCGGCUGUUGGGUCCAAGCCGACACUGGCAGAAGUCACGCCAGAAGUGGCACCCGCAGCGCCCCUGUCAUCCAGGGAGCAGGCCGUGAUCGACGUCUUCGAGCAGAGCACCCGGUCUGUGGUCAAUGUCUUUGAUGUCACUCUUCAGGGGAAUGCGAGGCCGGUGCCUCAAGAGGAUCAGCCGGAGGGCAAUGGCACCGGAUUUGUAUGGGAUGCCGAUGGCAACAUAGUGACUAACUUCCACGUCCUCGCCAGCGCGCUUGUCGCCAUCACCCGGCGGCCGGGAGGACCCCCGCGAGAGGGGGGCCCCCGCCCUGUCGUCGCAAAAAUCACCCUCUUGGGAGCGGAUGGCUACAACCAGACAUAUGACGCAGUGCUGGUGGGAGCGGACAGAGCGAAGGAUCUGGCAGUGCUGAGGAUAGCGGCGCCAAAAGAGGCGCUGCGGCCUGCCCGGCUCGGGCAGUCCGGGCAGCUGCGCGUCGGGCAGCAGGUGCUUGCCAUCGGCAACCCCUUCGGCUUCGACCACACCCUCACCACAGGUGUGAUAAGUGGGCUGGGGCGGCAGAUACAGAGCCAGGUGGGCAGCAGCAUCGGGGGCGCCAUCCAGACAGACGCGGCCAUCAACCCUGGCAACUCGGGGGGUCCGCUGCUGGACUCGGGAGGGCGAGUCAUCGGGGUCAACACAGCCAUCUACACAGCGUCGGGGACGUCCGCAGGCGUCGGAUUUGCGAUCGGCAUCGAUACUGUCCGCCGCGUGGUACCGCAGCUGCUGCAAUUUGGCAAAGUGACGCGGCCGGCACUCAACAUACAGCUGGCGUCCGAGGCGGUGGCGCGCCAGCUGAAGGUGACUCGCGGCGCGAUGGUGCAAGCCGUGGCGCCAAACUCGGCGGCCGCCAAAGCCGGGCUGCUGCCGACGAGACGUGCGCUGUCAGGCAUCGUGGCGGGUGAUGUCAUCACCGCCUUAGAUUUGCGGCCCGUGACUAAGCCAGGUGACCUCGCACUUGCGCUGGAUGAUUGCAGCGUGGGCGACAAGAUCGUGCUGACAGUGCAAAGGGGCGGACCGCAGGAGCUAAAGCUUCCCCUAGAGUUAGAAGCAGAGAUGGCGUGA